UCAAGGUCCGCGAGCCGAGACGGAUUAUCUGUGUCCCCUCAAUCUACAUAUAAUUUUAUGGAUUCAUAGAUCUAAUUUAUAUUUAAGAAACAUGAAACAUUGGUUAAUUUUAUCCGGUUGUAUAUUAUCGAUAUGGAUCCUACAAUCCUCAGGUGACCUAAUUAGUCAGAACCAGCAGUGCGGGGACGGGUGGGUACAGCGGAAGAGCAGCAACAGCUGUUACUUCUGGGACACCAACAACCUACAGACGUACGCCGGGGCGGUCCAGGAGUGUAACUUGAUGGGGGCAGACCUACUGGUCAUCAACGACGACGACGAACAGGAUUGGGUGAAUGUUGAGUCCGAAACGAACAAACGGUACGCUACAGGAGGAUGGUACAUGGGUCUACAGCAAUCCAGCAGCAAGUGGGCGUGGUCCCCACAGCAAGGAGUGGCUACAGUAAACUGGAGAAAUGAACCGGAUAAUGACGAUAACCAGGAUUGUGGGACGGUUAACCAAUAUGGCCGAUUCGCAGACGACUUUUGUAACAACAAGUACGGAUAUAUCUGCCAAUUCACGGCCCCGACAGGACAGGCUUGCCCUACCGACAAUGGUAAGGUCCACCACUGGUAUGCCAAUGGCAACACAUGUAUCUACAUUAGUAACCCCCUAGACGCCAACGAUAGAUACACUUGGCAAGGUGCCAAAACCAAGUGCACAAACCUUAACCCAUCGGGUUCGCUGGUCUCUCUAAAAUCCUAUCAAGAUUCAGCGUUCCUUCAAGUUUCCUUAGCAUCGCGGAACCCCAACACGCGCAUCCCGUGGUGGUCGGGCCUGAACGACCAGCAGAAGGAGGGGAGUUACGUAUGGCAGGACGGUACUGCCAUCAACACAACUAUCGUAUCAUGGGAUAAAGCGCCGAGCGCAGACAUGUCUGAGCAUCAGAACUGUGCCAUCAUGAUGCCCGGAGGAACUGUUGAUGACGUCACGUGUAACACUCGCGCCUUCUUCGUUUGCGAGAUGAACUCCCAGAGAAGUUACGUGGAUGUGGGCUGCGGUCCUUGGAAGAGAGCCGAGGGAAAAUGUUACCUGUUUGCUAAUGGCCAGAGAUACGGUUGGAGCGAUGCGCGACAGAAGUGCCUAAAAGCAGGAGCGGAUCUAGUGAAAGUCGACGAUCACAAUGAAAACUACUGGUUGACCAUCCUUCAGUUGCCCGCGUGGCGCGGAUACUGGACAGGUCUGAGAGACGCUGGGCACGAGGGAACAUGGUUAUGGCAGGACGGGACCCCCUAUAACAAAAGCUACGUGAACUGGCGCCACGAGCCCAAUGACUAUGCUUACAACGAGGACUGUGGACAAAUGUACUCAGACGGUGUCCUGAACGAUAUGACUUGCCAAGCUCACCUGGGAUAUAUAUGCGAAUAUCCCAAGCAAGCAUCUCAGCCCUGCAUCAUUCAGUGGAUCGGGAACGGUAACUCCUGUUACUAUUUUAGUAACGCCUCGUUAUCGUCCGACUUGCUCCGAUGGACUGACGUAUUACAGCGUUGUAAUGAUUUGUCGUCUGACGCCGGCAUCAAGGCUAACUACCUGUCGAUCGACUCACAAAGCGAGAAGGCAUUUGUCACAACCAAGGUAAUGUUACAGAGAAAAUCAGGUGGUAGUUUUUGGACCGGCUUAAACGAUCGAACAUCCGAGGGCGUGUGGAUAUUCAAUGGAGCGACUGCUCUUCCUGAUCCCUCACUUUUAAACUGGGCGAACGAGCCCAAUAACGCUGGGGGUAAUGAAAACUGUGCCGCUAUGUACGUCGGUGGGAGGUACAACGACCUUCCGUGUGAUGCUAAAUCAUAUUUCAUCUGUGAAAAACCCGUGCCUGGGUAUCAAUCAUCGAGUCAAAGAAUGGCGCCAAAUGUUGUCGUCUGCUUAAUCAUGAGUCUUCUGAUAUUGCUUGUUUGAGUGAGUUUGUGCAUUUAGAAGUUAAUUUGAAUUUAGGUGUACCCAGAAUGAAUCGCACUGACAGAAAUUUACCUACACCGGACAUAAAAUUGCAUGUAACAGCAUCAUAAGUUGCUAUCAUGGAAACGAACCAGCAUAUUUAAUUUAUUUGGUUUCAUUAUUUAUCUUGUACUGAUUCCUACAUGUGUAUUGAAUAAACUUCUCCUCGUUA
Molecule: messenger RNA, 2144 nt
Organism: Magallana angulata
Lineage: Eukaryota; Metazoa; Mollusca; Bivalvia; Ostreida; Ostreidae
Product: macrophage mannose receptor 1-like
Exons: 15
Coding region: 92-1933 (613 amino acids)
Biological process (GO): biological process involved in interspecies interaction between organisms
Cellular component (GO): external side of plasma membrane
Molecular function (GO): carbohydrate binding
Source: RefSeq, a predicted model, not a curated record